AUGACAUUCUAUGGCUGCUUCUUCCAGCUCUUCUGUGUCCAUUACCUUGGAAGCCUUGACUCCUUCAUCAUUAUGCUGAUGGCUAUUGAUCGUUAUGUUGCUAUCUGUAAACCUCUUAGGUAUCACUCCAUUAUCAACAAUAAAUUGGUGACUCUCCUCUGCUACAUUUUCUGGCUCUUUGCUGCCGUAAUUGGAUUAGCUAUGACUUUAAUUGCUGGAAUUCUUCCUUACUGUGGACCCAACCGUGUCAAGAACUGUUUCUGUGCCAGCCAAGCUGUAAUAGUAUUGGCAUGUGUUGUCGUUACCUUGGAAAGAAGAAAAGGAUUUUCAAUUGCUAUGUGUGUGCAUCUCUUCCCAUUAUCUGUUAUUAUUCUCUCAUAUAUUCUCAUAAUCAGGGUUGUGUACUUAUCAGCCAACAAUGGAAACUUGCAGAAGGCAUUUAAUACCUGUACCACUCAUUUAAUUGUCAUUGGCUUGUACUUUAUCCUCAGGUUGUUUGUGUAUUGUACCUUUGGUACUUGA
Molecule: messenger RNA, 522 nt
Organism: Xenopus laevis (African clawed frog)
Lineage: Eukaryota; Metazoa; Chordata; Amphibia; Anura; Pipidae
Product: olfactory receptor 10G3-like
Exons: 1
Coding region: 1-522 (173 amino acids)
Source: RefSeq, a predicted model, not a curated record